This is a messenger RNA of Botrytis cinerea B05.10, 1389 nucleotides long. It is a transcript of the gene Bcalo4, whose product is annotated as Bcalo4. The record is from RefSeq and is a predicted model, not a curated record. Bases 69 to 1322 code for a protein of 417 amino acids. Gene Ontology annotation, cellular component: cytoplasm. The transcript is spliced from 3 exons. Gene Ontology annotation, molecular function: flavin adenine dinucleotide binding; electron-transferring-flavoprotein dehydrogenase activity. NCBI's taxonomy places the organism in Eukaryota, Fungi, Ascomycota, Leotiomycetes, Helotiales, Sclerotiniaceae.
GAGGUCAUCCGGGCACACUUCAUUACUGAAUACGUACAACAAAAUAUCUCGAGGCAACUUUCUUCAUCAUGGGUUUCAUAUUUUACAUACAAAUCGCCAGCAUAGCGUUUCAAUUCCUAUUUAAACUCGGGAAACAGAAAACCACAGCAAUCAUCCACCGUUUCACAUACCGCGCAACUUCCGAUGCAAAGAACAUCGUCAUCAUAGGCGGUUCAUUUUCCGGAAUUCAUUUGGCGAGACUACUUUCCACAUCCAUACCUACUGGAUAUAAAGUCACACUUGUUGAAAAAAAUACGCACAUGCAUUAUUGUUUUGCUUUUCCCAGAUUCAGUGUGCUGAGUGGUCAUGAAUAUAAAGCUUUUGUUCCUUAUGGAGGGCUGUUGAGAUAUGCGUCAGAAGGUGCUAUAUCUAUUGUUCAUGAGAAGGCUAUCAAUAUUCAUGAAGAUUAUAUCGAGCUUUCAUCAGAUGAGAAACUUUCGUAUGAAUAUCUCAUUAUUGCAACAGGUGUAUCACAGCCCGCGCCGGCUCGACUUCUUGCUAAGAAUAAGAUGGGGGGUGAAGAUGAAUUGCGUAGCUAUCAAAAAGCUAUCCAGGCCUCUUCACGAAUUGCUGUUAUCGGCGGCGGUGCAGUUGGAGUCGAGCUUGCAACUGACAUCAAAAGUUUCCUACCAGAUAAGAACGUGACGUUGGUUCACUCUCGAGAUCGUUUACUCGUUAGAUUCGGACCACAGCUACACGAAGCGGCUUACAACCGACUUCAAGAGCUGGGAGUGAAAGUUCAUUUCAAUGAACGACCCUCACUGCCUGAUGGUAAACCAUUUGUACCAUCUGAGACAGAGAUUAAAUUCAAGAAUGGUCAAGUUGAGACUUUUGAUCUUGUGAUAUCUUGUACCGGACAAAGCCCAAACUCGAGCCUACUCGAAAGCUUUUUACCGGAUGCUAUCACAGACAAUGGCCUCAUUCAUGUAGAACCAACAUUGCAAGUCAAAACCAAAAAUAGCAAUUGCAGAAAUAUUUUUGCAAUAGGAGAUGUUGCAGCUACCGACGGUCCAAAGAUGGCAUUCGCAGGCAUGGCCCAGGCGGAGGUUGCUUGUUCCAAUAUCCUUUCAUUGAUUCGAGAGAAUAAAAAGACACUCCAACAUUAUAUUCCAACCUUUAUCGAGGCAAAGACUAUGCUGAGCCUUGGGAAAGAUCGCGGGGUGUUUUUCAUGGAAAGCGGGAAAGAUUAUUUUCUUAAAGUCUUCAAUACCGAUACACCUGAUAUUGACGCUAAGAAGGUGUGGAAGAUCUUAGGAGCAGAUAUGAAAGAGUGGAAGGAUUGAAUUUAGCUGCAGCCUUGAUAUUUAGAAUUUUUAAGAGAGCUUGUAUUCGUUCUCUAAUAGCCAGAGA